CUAUUAUUAGGUCUUGCAUAGUCGUGAAAUGUUGUGUGUAUGUCCGUCAAGUAUUUACUAUAUCGUCACUCAAAACUGUUAAUCUAAUUGAAAACACCAUUUAUAAUUGGAAAUUGAAUUGGGAAUUACGUGUGAGUUUGACUGUACUUUGAACAAGUCUUUGAGCUCUGCUUGCUCUUCGCCAACGGACACAAUUCCUUUGUGCUCGUCCAGAGCACAUAACCAGAUCAUGGCUGAACCUGUUCCUAUUCGUGUUCUUAUAGACGAUGGAACGCCACGAUUGCCUCUGUCUUUCCGCAUUCAACUCUCUUUGAGUGUUUUACGCUUUAAACAGAUGAUAGAAGCUCAGGAAGGAUUUGGAGUAAGCGAACAAGAAUUGUUUUUUCAAGGAAACCAGCUAUUAGAUAAUUUAACCCUUGGUCAACAAGGAGUCGAAGAAGCCAGCCAUUUAGAUUUAAGAGUAAAUUUCUCAGAAAUUCCUUCGCCGACAAGAAAGAAGGGUAGUACGUCAGAGUUGGAAGACUGUGUUGUACCAGAUAUUGAUGAUGAAGAUAAUGUUUUCAAUUUUGAACAGCCAAGAGUACCUCCAGACCCUCGAGUGUGGACAAAAUGGGAUGUUCUAGAGUGGCUAAAAUGGGCAUCAGAACGCUAUAAUGUGCGGGAUGUAACAGCUGAUAAGUUUUUAAUGAAUGGUAAAGGCAUGUGUAUGCUACCACUAGAGGGUUUUGUAUUCAGAGUACCAAGAGGAGGAGAAGCAUUAUAYCAAGACUUUCACAAACGGUUAUCUGCAGCAAUUGAACAGUCACGUCACUUACAGAGUUUAAUGARUAGAAGUCGGAAUCCUUCUGGACCUUCGAAUUUUUACUAUGUCUAUUGAAAGGCAAUGCUAUUUAUUUGUAUAGAGAUAUGGCAAAUCAUAUGACAGUGUGUACAUUUUAUGUGCAUUAUUUAAAAGAAGCAAAGUUUUAAUGUACAUAUUAAUAUAUAGAGAGAAAGGUUGCACAAUUGUGCUUUGUGAGCAUUGUCGUCUAGAAUUACAGGAAAGAUUCUGAUUGGAAAUUUUAUCUGCAUUUAAAAAAUUAUCAACUUACCACAUGCUAUUUCCUGUCUUAUCUAACUGAUUUGUGAGUAAAACGUAAUAGACCUAAACAUACCAAAACAUUCUCACUAUAUCCUUGUACCAAUUCAUGAAUGAAGAAAAACUCAGAAAACUUUGRARUAGUGUAUGGUCAGUUUAGUUUCAAGACAUGCAAAUCKUCAACCUCCAAAUCACUGUCAAGAAAUAUUCAAUAGGUUAUGAUGGCUCCAUAGGAGUCUAGUAAGUUGUUGUGAAAGAUUUGAAUGAUACAGUGGUGUUUAUAUUGUGUUGUAAUACUGCAGAAAUUAUUGAACAUAGGCGUAUUUGUGAUAUGAAUUGCAUAAUAAUGGUGCAAAUAAUAUAUUUGGAGGAUUUUAAGUAACACAGGUGCUAGGAUAGGAUAAUGGGAACUUUCAUUCUUAUUGUCACUUGCUCUGAAAGCGUAUAUUUUAUGCCACAAACUCUUGUGUGUUUUUGAAAAAACACUAAAUGUUUUCCAAAGCAGAUUAAUAGACAUCUGAGACAUGCAUACAUACAUCUUGAGUGAUUUUCUUUGGACUUCAAAUGGUAGUGUCAGUAACCUAAUAGAACCCAAGCCUAUUAUAACAAAUGUUGUUUUAAUCUUUUGAUGRCUUAUGACUAUUAGAUUCUGGUAACACAUAAUUGUAGUACUGUCCAAUGAAAAACAACUCAGUCCAUAAAGUUACACUGGUUUUAUUAUUAAAAAAUGGUAUUACUGAAAA
Exaiptasia diaphana is the source of this 1821-nucleotide messenger RNA. RefSeq lists its product as uncharacterized. Lineage: Eukaryota; Metazoa; Cnidaria; Anthozoa; Actiniaria; Aiptasiidae. Gene Ontology annotation, molecular function: protein binding; sequence-specific DNA binding. The record is from RefSeq and is a predicted model, not a curated record. The transcript has 5 exons. The coding region runs from base 230 to 877 and encodes 215 amino acids.